Messenger RNA from Cryptococcus wingfieldii CBS 7118, 1023 nucleotides. Its product is annotated as glutamine amidotransferase. The record is from RefSeq and is a predicted model, not a curated record. NCBI's taxonomy places the organism in Eukaryota, Fungi, Basidiomycota, Tremellomycetes, Tremellales, Cryptococcaceae. Bases 1 to 1023 code for a protein of 340 amino acids. The transcript has 7 exons.
AUGUGUCGUCUUCUCGUGUAUAAGGGCACAGAGCCCAUCCAGAUCUCCCAUCUCGUUACCCGUCCAAGACACAGUAUCAUCAACCAGGCCUUCGAGUCCAGGCUCCGUAUGCCCAGUAGCCGUCCCCUCAAUGCGGACGGUUUUGGUCUCGGCUGGUACGACUCUCUCCCCGCCCUCCCUGCCAACGCCGUCCCUCGCGCUGCUACCACCCCCGCCCCCGCCUGGAGUAAUGCCAACCUCACUCGACUCGCCGAAAAGAUCCGCUCCUCGCUAGUAUUUGCCCACGUCCGAGCAUCUACCAUGGCCGGCGCACCCAGCGAGGACAAUUGCCAUCCGUGGAUGUUUGACAAGCUCAUGUGGAUGCACAAUGGCGAAAUCAACGAGUUUCCCAAGAUCAAGCGGGCGUUACAGGCGAGCUUGCCCGAGGAGCUGUUCUUGUAUCCUUCAGGAUAUACGGACUCGGAGUGGGCGUUUAUGGUGUUUUUGAGCAAGCUGAAAGACCCUCAUGCGCGCUCGUUCUCCCAUGUGGAACUCAGAGACGCCAUGAUGGAGACUGUUCACUUUAUCAACAAGCUCUCCAAAGAAGCUGGUUGCACCGGCCCUUCUUUGAUGAACUUUGUAGUCACCGACGGCUCCACAGUAGUAGCUACCCGCUACAUCUCAUCCCGUACCUCCGAAGCCUCCUCUCUCUUCUUCUCUUCCGGCACCUCGUUCGACGAGUACCAGGGCUCAGGCCGUGGAUUAUAUCGAAUGACAAAGGCAGAUAAGAGGGAAAACAUUAUCAUGAUUGCGAGUGAGCCGUUAACGUUUGAGAGGAGUGAUUGGAUGGAGGUCAAGACGAACACCAUGGUCGUCAUUACACCCAAGAUGAACCUUCUCCAAAUACCAAUCAUCGAUGAGUACUGGGUCCCACCACAAGACCCAGCCGCUCUCGCUAGAUCACGCGAUUUUGCCAUCAGGAGAGGGUUCGGUCUCGGGUUUGCGAGCGAUGCGGCUAGGAAUGAGAUUGCGGCUGCAGCUUAG